Molecule: messenger RNA, 1515 nt
Organism: Vombatus ursinus (common wombat)
Lineage: Eukaryota; Metazoa; Chordata; Mammalia; Diprotodontia; Vombatidae
Gene: EIF4A3
Product: eukaryotic translation initiation factor 4A3
Exons: 12
Coding region: 35-1270 (411 amino acids)
Cellular component (GO): catalytic step 2 spliceosome; nucleolus
Molecular function (GO): mRNA binding; ATP binding; RNA helicase activity
Source: RefSeq, a predicted model, not a curated record
CUGCCCCCACCCCCUUUCCGGCUUCCCAGGCAGUAUGGCUGCCACAGCCACGAUGGCUGCUUCAGGUUCUGCGCGGAAGCGGCUGCUGAAGGAAGAAGACAUGACCAAAGUGGAAUUCGAGACCAGUGAAGAGGUGGACGUGACGCCCACCUUCGACACGAUGGGUUUGCGGGAGGAUCUGCUGCGAGGCAUCUACGCCUACGGUUUUGAGAAACCAUCAGCUAUCCAACAGCGUGCUAUCAAACAAAUUAUUAAAGGAAGAGAUGUCAUUGCACAGUCUCAGUCUGGUACAGGCAAAACAGCAACAUUUAGCAUUUCAGUUCUCCAGUGUUUGGAUAUUCAGGUGCGAGAAACUCAGGCUUUGAUCUUAGCCCCUACCAGGGAAUUGGCUGUACAGAUUCAAAAGGGUCUUCUUGCUCUUGGUGAUUACAUGAAUGUCCAAUGUCAUGCCUGUAUUGGGGGGACCAAUGUUGGUGAAGAUAUCAGGAAAUUGGAUUAUGGGCAGCAUGUUGUUGCUGGUACACCAGGUCGUGUCUUUGAUAUGAUUCGUCGCAGAAGUUUAAGAACCCGUGCUAUCAAGAUGUUGGUUUUGGAUGAAGCUGAUGAAAUGCUUAAUAAAGGGUUCAAGGAACAAAUUUAUGAUGUGUACAGAUACCUGCCUCCAGCUACCCAGGUAGUUUUGAUCAGUGCCACAUUGCCUCAUGAGAUCUUAGAAAUGACCAAUAAAUUCAUGACUGAUCCAAUUCGCAUCUUGGUAAAACGUGAUGAAUUGACUCUCGAAGGAAUCAAACAGUUUUUUGUGGCAGUGGAAAGGGAAGAAUGGAAAUUUGACACUUUGUGUGAUCUUUAUGAUACCUUGACCAUCACUCAAGCAGUCAUCUUUUGUAAUACCAAGAGGAAGGUAGACUGGCUGACUGAGAAGAUGAGAGAAGCCAACUUCACCGUUUCAUCAAUGCACGGAGACAUGCCCCAAAAAGAGAGAGAGUCUAUCAUGAAAGAGUUUAGAUCUGGUGCAAGCCGAGUACUUAUUUCUACAGAUGUCUGGGCUAGAGGAUUAGAUGUUCCUCAAGUCUCUCUUAUCAUUAACUAUGACUUACCAAAUAACAGAGAAUUAUACAUACACAGAAUUGGGAGAUCAGGUCGAUAUGGCCGAAAGGGUGUUGCGAUUAAUUUUGUAAAAAAUGAUGACAUCCGUAUUCUCAGAGAUAUUGAACAGUACUACUCAACUCAGAUUGAUGAAAUGCCCAUGAAUGUUGCUGAUCUUAUCUGAGGAAACAACUUUGAAGACCAGUUGGAGACUAUUUCCCUAGUUUUAUACUACAUUUGGAGGUUGAAGAGCUUACUGUAUGCCAUAUAGGUACAACUUUUAUUUAAUAAGAGGGUUUAUUUGUGUUAAACUCUCUUCACCCAACUCCUGCCCCACAAGCUGCUCUUUGUGGGAUUUCUGCCUGCCUGCGUGUAAAUUAUGCAUUAAGUCUGUUUUUUCAUUAAAAAAUGAGAAAUUUUCACAUAAAG